CAAGCGGCAAGCCGUGGGAUCGUCAGAAUCGAGGGCUGUGAGCGGUUGGCGUUGGCGAGUCGCGACAGCAUGUCUCGUCUGAAUCAAGGAAUCUCCCGGCCAAAACUGGCAGACUCAGCUCUAUCAGUAUUCCGCUCGCGUCUCUCCCCCUCCUCACUUCCCUGGCGAGUCCUAGGCUCUGGAACAUUAAACGACUAAAACCAGGAAUCUAUAAGAGUGUCGCAACCAACAAGCGGAAAACCUGGUUCUUUUCUCCCAGUCUUAACUGUUCUCUUGCCACCCAAUUAACACACAAUUUCUUUGAUCCCUUCAUUAUUGCCCACCCUCCAGGCGCCAGACGGACAUAGACUUCAAAAUGGCAGGAUACGACGUCAACGGCAAAGUCGCCCUCGUUACCGGUGCAGGGUCUGGCAUGUGUCUUAGCUUGACCCAGGAGCUCCUGAAGGCAGGCUGCUCAGUGAUGAUCGGCGACCUCACACUCCGUCCCGAAGCCGAAGCAACAGCCGCCCAGCACCCACACCCGCCCCGCAAAGCCGGCAACCCCUCAGUAGCCUUCCACAAGACCGACGUGACGGACUGGUCGCAGCUGACCUCCCUCUGGGAGACGGCCCUCAAGACCUUCGGCCGCGUCGACAUCCUCGUCAACGGCGCCGGCAUCUUCGAGCCCCCCUGGACCGCCUUCUGGAACCCGCCCGGCGUAUCGCCCGAGGCCAAGGACCCGGCUGAUGCCUCGGUCGGCGCUUACCAGAUCUUCUCCGUCAACACCAUCGCGCCUAUCCGCCUCGCCCAGAUCGCUAUUGACUACUGGCUGCAGAACCGGGAGGUCAAGGGCAACUUGUUGUGGGUGUCCAGUGUGGGUGGAUAUCUACACUCCAUCCAAACGCCGUUGUACUUUGCCAGCAAAGCGGCCAUUCUCAGUGUUGCCAAGUCGCUCCAGGGCUUGAAACAGCUGGUGGGCAUUCGGAACUCGGUGAUUUGUCCGGGGCCAGCCAGAACCCCCCUAUUCGACCAAGAGUUCUGCCGCGACCGCCUAGGCCAAGACGACCUCGCCCUAUCCUCCGAGGACCUCGCCGUCGUCAUGAUGCAGCUCCUCACCGAGGCGAAAUACGGCAACGGCACCGUCCUGGAGGUUCUGAUGGCGGGCAGCAAGGAGGGGCCGAAGAUCCACCAGAGGGAGGUCCAGCUCGAGGCGCUGUACCCGACCGUCAACCCCCUGGAAGGUGGCAGCAAGGUCAUGGAGGAGGAGCGAAAGUUCAUGGGGCUUAUCGCUGAGAAGGGAAUGCGGUCCACGUGUUAAGCGUGUUGUUGUCCCCGUCAAACCUUGCUCGCGUGGGUGGAUUAUGGGACGUUUCGCGAGCAGCGACUCGUAUGGGAGAUUGAUGCUGACCUGAGUAGCAAUUUCUGGUAUACACUAAAUAAAGCACAAAGGAGCUCCGGCCAUUCCCA
This is a messenger RNA of Sodiomyces alkalinus F11, 1446 nucleotides long. Its product is annotated as NAD(P)-binding protein. The record is from RefSeq and is a predicted model, not a curated record. Bases 356 to 1297 code for a protein of 313 amino acids. Gene Ontology annotation, molecular function: oxidoreductase activity, acting on the CH-OH group of donors, NAD or NADP as acceptor. The transcript is spliced from 3 exons. Lineage: Eukaryota; Fungi; Ascomycota; Sordariomycetes; Glomerellales; Plectosphaerellaceae. Gene Ontology annotation, cellular component: cytoplasm.